CCUCGUAUGCUCUGCCACAUAUCGCCACCACCACAUCUAUAAUCCAAGUAGUGUGCGCCAAUGGAGCCAAGUAACCAUGAUAAGAAAGCUAACGAGCGUGUGCAAGACCUCACCGUGGUCCGGCGACCUGAGCUCCUCAGGGCGGCAAGCUCCGGUAAGUUGCAGCUGCUACAGGAAUUUCUCAGCAAAGAAGACGGAGGAUCAGCUGCGGCCGCUGCGUUGGCCCGCGAAGUCUCCAUUCGCUUGGAAGAGGCCCAGGCUCCUAUACUCUACCCAUCAGCCGCUGCCACCGAGGGAGCCUCUGCGCUCCAUGUGGUUGCGGCCAGUGGAGACAAGCAAGGGUACCUAGAGGUGGCGGAGGCCAUCUGCAAGAAGGCCAGCCAGUUGCUGUUCACCUGCGAUGGCAACGGAGACACGCCGCUGCACUGUGCCGUGCGGGCGGGGAACGCUCAAAUGACCUCCCUGCUUGUUGGGCAGGCUGACGGCUGCGACCAGAAAAAGACCAUGGUAAGGAUGCAGAACAAGCGCGGGGAGACGGCUCUGCACGAGGCCGUCCGCUUUGGCCACAAGACAGGCAUGCGUAUGGUCGAGGCGUUGAUGGCCGAGGACAAAGAGUUGGCCCGUGUGGUUGCAAGGGAUGGUACGUCGGCGUUGUACCUGGCAACCUCGCUGCAUCACAACGAUAUUGUUCGUCAGUUGAUAUUUCAGGACGAGCAGCUCGCGACCUCCGGCCCACUUGGACAGAAUGCCUUACAUCCUGCUGUUCUCCACAGCAAAAAGAUGACAAGAGCUCUACUUAAACUGAACAAGGACCUACUGGUCAGACAACAGGACCUCUCUGGAAGUACGCCAAUGCACUUCGCUGCAUCAGCAGAUGAUCCUUCCCUUGAAUUCUUCGUAUAUGUCUUCAUGGAGAGGACUCUCGAAUUUUACUCGUUGGGCAUGUACUUCGCACCGCAGAAUUGGCUUAUCAAAUUAUACAGGUGCUUGAACCUUCCUCUCUACCAACUGGUGGAUGCCGAUCCAUCUUCAGCGUUUCAGCCUGACAACGAUGGGCUGUUUCCGGUGCACGUCGCUGCCUCGGCAGGCAACCUGGUUGCUGUAAUCAUCUUGCUCAUCAUGUGCCCUGGUUGCGCUGGAUUGCGUGAUUCUCAGGGCAGGACCUUCCUUCAUACUGCUGUUGAGAAGAGGAGUCACAAUAUUGUGAAAUUUGUGCGCAUGAGACCACAGUUUAACUCAAUCCUGAAUAUACAGGACAACCAAGGGAACACUGCUCUGCAUCUAGCUAUCCUUGAAGGACAUUUGUGCAUAUUCCAGACUCUCAUCAUCAACCCACAUGUUCGCCUGAACUUGCCAAAUCAUGAAGGGAAAACCCCCAUGGAUCUUGCCGAGAGCAAAGCUCUACCAGGCUUUUAUUUCGGGAUGCAUGCACAGCGUAGGAUUCAUGGUACCCUGAGUUUUGUAAAUGCUCAGAAUGGUAACUGUCGCCGUGAUCGUUUCAAAGAAAAGCUUGUUCCAAAGCUAAACAAGGAUGAAGAGUCAAAAAAGAUAACGGAGUUCGCACAGAUUGUGGGCAUCUGCUCGGUGCUUGUCGCGACGGCCACAUUCGCGGCAGUCUUCACAAUGCCCGGCGGUUUCAGGACCGAGGACAGCGCGGGUGACACGAAGGCACCCACCGCUGCACCAAGCCCAGUUGGCCCCAUCGGGACACCGAUCUUGGCUGGGAAAUAUGCUUUCGACGGGUUCGUUCUCGCCAACACAUUGGCAUUCAGCUGCUCAACAAUAGCCACCUUCAGUCUCGUCUACUGCGGGAUGGCUGCAGUUGACGUAGAGAAACGGAUCAAGCUGGUGUCCAUCUCGUUGGCAUUGCUCAACGGCGCCGCCAGAAGCUUCUGCGCGGCCUUCGCAUUUGCGCUCUAUCUACUGCUUUCUCCCGUGGCCCUGGCGACCGCCAUCGCCACGGCCACGAUGACAGCUCUUGUGUUGCUCGACGCACUUCGCUUCCUGUGGCUGCUGUUCGUUGACACAGUUAUCGUCCUUAACAGAAGGGGAGGCCCGGCGCCACUGGUCAAGUUAACAACUGCAUUCAUAGUAAACAUGGUGUAUCUCUUCUGGCCUUACAUCAUAAUCUUCAGCCUGCUGGGAGGUCGUAAUAAGAGCCCCUUGAACUCAACUUGACUCAUCUGUUGGGGUAUAUGUGAUUCAGGACAGCAGUGAAUGAUGGAUCCGUGCAUACUGAGCCAAGAUUGUCCCGCAUUUAUUUUAUUGUUUUGAGAACACUUCUUUGUGAGCUACAUUUUAAGUCUUGAGUAUAUUUGUAUGUAUCGGUGGGUCGUGGGUGUGACUUGUAAGUCGCUCCUGUACUUGCAACGAUGUACCUCCUUA
Setaria italica (foxtail millet) is the source of this 2385-nucleotide messenger RNA. RefSeq names its product ankyrin repeat-containing protein NPR4. Gene Ontology annotation, cellular component: plasma membrane. The coding region runs from base 61 to 2178 and encodes 705 amino acids. The record is from RefSeq and is a predicted model, not a curated record. Gene Ontology annotation, molecular function: protein phosphatase 1 binding; protein phosphatase regulator activity. The transcript is spliced from 3 exons. Lineage: Eukaryota; Viridiplantae; Streptophyta; Magnoliopsida; Poales; Poaceae.